Lathyrus oleraceus (garden pea) is the source of this 3201-nucleotide messenger RNA. RefSeq lists its product as uncharacterized. Gene Ontology annotation, molecular function: nucleic acid binding. The transcript is spliced from 2 exons. Lineage: Eukaryota; Viridiplantae; Streptophyta; Magnoliopsida; Fabales; Fabaceae. The record is from RefSeq and is a predicted model, not a curated record. Bases 1 to 3201 code for a protein of 1066 amino acids.
AUGGCCGGAGAACAACAUAGCGAUCACAGCCGUCCCCUCGUCAACUACAAUAUGAACGACGGCCCGCCAUCCCAUGAAACGAACGCUCGGGACGGUCAUCCAUCCACCCCGUCUCCAGAGCCCCAAAACAACGGGGAUGCCUCUCACGCCCACAAUUUAGGGGCAGAGACAUUUCAUCCCAUUCCCGUUCCCGUUGAAGGAGACGCCGUAAUGAUUGCCAUGGUGAAUGCCCUCAAUCAGGCCGGUUCUAUGCUCCACCAGCAGCACGAACGAAUCAUGGCCCUCGAAGCCGAACGACAAGAGGCCCGGCCCCAGCCGGUGAGUAGGAUACAACAACGUUCGGAGCCAACGAAGAAGCGAGGACGUCGCUCUCCAGAACCCCACGUCAGCAGGGCACGCGCCCGUCGUGACGGUGGUCGAGCGGGAACAUCACCAAGGCGCGGACACAGCCCCGACAACAACGAACUGUCUCCCUUAAGGAGCGACGAGGAAGAUUUGCAUUGCCCCCUAUCUCGGGCAAUAAUGGAAGCCCCGCUCCCCAAAGGCAUGGAGAAACCACCAAACCUAGCUGUGUACGACGGGACUACAGAUCCCGACGAUCACGUCGACAACGUCAACGCGAUGCUCGACUACCGCAAUGAUAUAACCGGGCACCUCAAAUGCCGACUGUUCUCAACGACCCUCAGGAAAGGGGCCAUGGCUUGGUACAAAAGCUUGGCCCCUGAGUCCAUUACGUCGUGGAGAGUCAUGAGGUCCAUGUUCACCAGGCACUUUACAGCUUCCCGUCGUCACCCCAAGACUGAGGCGACCCUUGAAGCCAUAGUGCAGAAGAAGAAUGAAACACUGCGCUCAUACAUCGAGCGAUUCAACCAGGAAGCUGUCGAGGUAGAUACCACCGAGCACAUGAAGAAGUAUCUCCUCGAGAGAGGUCUCUUGCCCGGCAGUGAACUUAGCAGAGCCGUAGGGAUCGAGCCUCCCCGCACCUUAAACGAGCUCCUGCAUAAAGCCCAGGCCUACAUCAGAUACGAGGAAAAGCAGGUGGCACACAAUGCCCGCAGCGGACGUAACGCUGGGGAAACCGAGCACUCAAAACGCGAGGACACGAGCAUUUCCCGUCGCAACGGAGACAAACGAAGAGAAGAAAGACCUCGCGAGCUCCGGGAAGGAAGAGGCCCCGCGGGCAGAUAUAGCGAGUAUACCUUACUGACAGCUCCUCGGGAGCGCAUCCUCGCAGAAUGUAUCAACUCUAAAUUUAAGCAGGGCAGGGUCAGGUUCCCAAAACCGUCUGCACCAAAGCCCCACACCGACAAAUCAAAGUACUGCCGGUUCCACAGAAGUCACGGGCACGUGACCGAAGACUGCGUCCACCUGAAGGAUGCGAUAGAAAUUUUAAUCCAAGAGGGGCACCUGAAGCAGUAUACGAGGAAGAACGAAGCUCCCAGACACGACGAGCCAGAGAAGAAGAGACCCCGGGAAGACGCACCCCCUGACAACUCUCCCUAUCAAGUGGCCCUCUGCGUGUCACGACCGGAAGAUUUCUUCCUCCCCGAACCAUUGCCCGAGGGCAAGAUCACUGCACUCAGCCCCUGGGAAAACUUCCCUACCACACUGGUGAUAUCAGGAGGAGGAACUAACGGGGAAUCCGCGGCCCUCUCCGUCAAACGUAAGUUCGACGAACUCCUACUGACUGCCCCCGAGCAGAAAGCGACAUUGACAAAAUACCGGGGAAAAUCCAACCCAAUAUCCUUCUUCCUGGAGGAACUCCCGGGCGGAUCCCCGAACUCGGGCAUCCCACUAUUGAUAAGGGCAAAGAUGGCCCAAUUCGACGUACGACGCAUCCUGGUCGACCAAGGCAGCUCAGUGGAUAUCAUGUACGUCCACCUCUUCAAGACUCUGAAGCUAGACAAGACCAACUUAGCCCCCUACGUCGGAUCAGAUCUCCAAGGAUUCAACGGAGCAACAACCAGACCGUGGGGAUAUGUUGAGCUCCUCGUCACCUUCGGCGAACAAGAAACGGCCAGGGAAGUCAAAAUCCAAUUCCUGGUCGUAGACUGUCCGUCUCUCUACAAUUGCAUCUUUGGACGCCUGACACUGGCCGAACUCACCGCGGUCCCAUCCACCGUCCACCUGAAGAUGAAAUACUACACCAAAUUGGGACGUGUGGUCACCAUCCAUGGUGACAUCGAAGCAGCCCGGCGAUGCUACGACGCCGCAGUAAAAGGACAGGCCGUAGUCAGCACAAAGAGCAACUGCGACAACAAAAAACUCAAGACCGAGGAUCCUGCCCGAGGAGUCAACGCCAUCGACCUCGACUGUCGCAUCGGGCUGGACGAGACCGAAGAGGGGAGGUUCCCCAAGGAACGCUCUCUCGAACACCCGGUCCGACCAAUCCCCGACGGGGAGUUCGAACUCAUUCCUCUUGGGGACGAUCCGGAAAGGACGGUGAAGAUAGGUAAGGGACUACCCGAGGAAACAAGAGAAGAGCUAGUAGCAUGCCUCAAAGAGAACUCCGACCUCUUCGCGUGGAAUGCCGCAGAAAUGCCCGGGCUGGACCCCGAGAUCGCGUGUCAUAAGCUAGCUUUAGACCGGGCAGCCAAGCCCAUAGCACAGCGUAGACGCAAGCAAUCGCCCGAAAAGGCAGAGGCUGCCGAGCGGGCUGUAAAAGACCUCUUAGAGGCAAACUUUAUUUCUGAAGCCCAACUCGGUGAGGCAAAGAGGGCAUGGGUCGAAGAGCUACAUAGCGUGCUAUGGGCCUACCGCACGACUCCACAUUCUACCACCGGGGAAACCCCGUUCCGACUAACUUACGGCACCGAGGCAGUCAUCCCGGUGGAGAUACGGGCGCCAACGAGGAGGACGGAGGAGCCCCUAGACGAGGAAAUGAACGAUGAAACCCUUAGAGCCGAGCUCGACCUAGUCGAGGAGAUACGUUCCGAAGCAGCUCUCAGGGAAACAACCCUCAAACAAAAAAUAGCACUACGCCAUGACGCGAAAGUCAUAAAAAGAGAGUUCCAGGUCGGCACCCUGGUCCUCAGAAGAAACCAGAAAAACCCGAGAGAGGGCAAACUGGCGGCCAACUGGGAAGGCCCUUACCGCGUCCGCGACAAAACGAGCAACGGGGCCUAUUACCUGGAAAACCUACAAGGAGAACAACUCGCUCGACCAUGGAACGCAGAAAAACUUAGACAAUAUUACAGCUAA